Messenger RNA from Echinostoma caproni, 678 nucleotides. The record is from the annotation of a GenBank genome assembly. Lineage: Eukaryota; Metazoa; Platyhelminthes; Trematoda; Plagiorchiida; Echinostomatidae.
AUGUUCAGGUAUUGUGUCAAAACUUUCAUCGGACACACGGAAUGGAUUCGCUCCGUCCGACCCUCCCCGGAUGGCACAUUGUUGGCCAGUUGUUCGAACGACCACACCAUUCGUAUCUGGUCUGUGGAAACUCGUGAAUGUGUCAUGGUAUUGCGCGGACACGAACACGUGGUUGAAUGCAUCGUUUGGGUCACGCACCCGAACACGGUGAUGGCUAUUACCAAUCCGAACACAAACGAGGAAGCAAACACCAAUCACAGCGGUACAGAUUCGAUCGAUCUAAAUCCUGAACGGAUCCAGAAUGGAAUGCCUACAGAGGCUGAAGCACUAUCCAAGCCAGUUAAUGCCUCAUUGUACCUAGCUUCUGGCUCUCGGGAUCGCACGAUUCGAUUGUGGGAUGCGUCUACGGGGCUCUGUCUGUUCGUCUUGAUUGGACACGAUAACUGGGUGCGUCAACUGGUUUUCCAUCCGCAAGGAAAGCUACUACUCUCAGCUGCUGACGACAAAACUGUUCGUGUGUGGGAUCUGAAGAACCGACGCUGCCAAAAAACGCUCGACGCACAUUCGCAUUUCGUCACCACUAUAGUGUGGAUCAAACAAUUCGCAUAUGGGAUUGUCGAUAAGUCUUCACCAUCCAUUGAUGUGACUCGGGGUUUCUUGGACCGUGGGGAGUAUUAA